Molecule: messenger RNA, 2496 nt
Organism: Bombina bombina (fire-bellied toad)
Lineage: Eukaryota; Metazoa; Chordata; Amphibia; Anura; Bombinatoridae
Gene: NUDCD3
Product: NudC domain containing 3
Exons: 7
Coding region: 126-1172 (348 amino acids)
Biological process (GO): protein folding
Cellular component (GO): cytoplasm
Source: RefSeq, a predicted model, not a curated record
GGGAACUUGGAUCAAAACGCUGAAUGAAGAUUCGGGAAGAUUGGAAGCUAUUGUAACUGUUAUAAGAUUGCCCCGGAAAUAGUUUGUACCUCAGAGACACUGGAUCUUUAUAAAUUGUAAUCAGGAUGGAGCCAGAACUGUCUGAACGCUAUGACCAUGCCCUUCUUGGAAUUCUACAGCACGUUGGAAACAUCCAGGACUUUCUAAAUAUUUAUUUUGGCUUCCUAUAUCGUAAGACUGAUUUUUACAGGCUUCUUCUCAACCCCCAGGAUCGCUUGGGAUUUCCCCCAGGCAUUGCUCAAAAUAUGGUAUUACAGACAUUCAAAAUGUACGAGCAGCUGGCGCUAAAGGAUCACGAGAAGAGAGUACAAGGGCUGCAGGAAAAACUUAUGAAGAAGGUUGAGGAGAGGGGUACAGAGAAGGGCACACUACCGCCAACUCAGGAAGUGGUCAUAGAGACAGAAACUGUGGAGGUAUCUACUCAGCAAGAAAAAAAGGAGGCUGAGGCCGAUUCAAGAUUGCUGGAGGCUGGGGAAAAAACAAAAGAAGCAGAGGUCAGUGAAGACUCAACAGGAGCAGCAGCUGCGGAACACAAGGCCGAAGAUGAUUUCCAAGAAGACUCUGACAGUUACAAUGGAGCUGUUCGUAAAAACUACAUAUGGUCUCAGGACUACUCAGAUAUAGAGAUUAAAGUCCCAGUGCCUAAAGACAUUGUGAAAGGCCGGCAGGUGGUGGUAGAUCUGUGCAGUACUUGUAUUCGUGUUGCUCUAAAAGAUGGAGGAGGAGAACGUGUCUUGAUGGAGGGAGACUUUACACACAAAAUAAAUGCAGAGACCUCCCUCUGGAGUCUGGAACCUGGAAAGUGCAUUGCGAUUAGUCUGAGCAAGUGUGGAGAGUAUUGGUGGAACGCUAUUUUGGAAGGGGAAGAAACGAUAGACAUUGACAAGAUUAACAAAGAACGCAGCAUGGCAUCUGUUGACGAAGAAGAGCAUGCAGUGCUGGAUCGCUUAACCUUUGACUACCACCAGAAACUGCAGGGGAAACCCCAGAGCCAUGAGAUGAAAGUCCAUGACAUGCUGAAGAAGGGCUGGGACGCAGAUGGGUCACCAUUUAGGGGACAGAAAUUUGACCCAUCCAUGUUUAACAUCUCACCUGGGGCUGUGCAGUUUUGAGAAGAAAGGAGUGUCUAAUGAUUCUCCUAGUUUAUCCCAACUAUUGCUAAAAAUACGGUGUCACAUCUGGGAAUUUGAAUCCCUAUUUAAAGCCGCUCUUUUAACACAGCUGAGACCUUGGAACGGUGUGAUUUCUUCGGAUGGCUAACUUCUGCCUAAUAACAUUUUGUGUUCACCAAGCAUUUGCACAUGUCAGGUUCCUCUCUCUUUCUGUCUAUAUUGAUUCUCUGAGAAGGACACCAUAGGGAGAUUCUAAAGACAUUUUGUGUUUGUUAAAUAUUUCCCCGUCCAGAGGAUCUACAUAAAUGAAUUGUGAAAUGUAUUUGCAGGCAUUUGUGUUACUUGUAGGAAAACAGCUAAAGGAACUGUAAACACCUUGAGUUACCUUCAUAUAAAAUGUUUAGCUAUACAUAGUAAAACAACUUUGCAAUAUAAUUUUAUUAUAUAUUUUGCUUUUUUUCAUGCAACUUUUAGCUCUGAAAAUUGUGGAUUUUCUAAUUCACAGAACUGGAAACGCACACUUCAGACUUUGCAAGGCUAAACCUGGUACAUACAUAUCCCCUUAUUGGUUUUAGCAAACAAUAUUCAGUUUAUACUAAUACAAUGACUGUGCCUUACUUAUUUCCACCAGAUAAGGCUAGUGGGUGUGAAGUGUGGCUACUAAGAAACGAUUGCAGCAAACAAAAUGUAAAUUUGUUUUAAAAAUGUUUAGACUGAUGUGAUGUGUUAUUCUUUUGCAUGACGUACCUUGAAAUUACAAGGUGUUUAGUGGUCUUUUAAAGAAACUCCAGAAAUGUUAUUGACUUUCCUGGAAACGCAUUCAUUUCUAUUAUUAUAUUACAAUUAUUUUGUGUGUAGUUGUUUAACCUCUUCACGCCGUUAGAACGUUCCAUGCCGGCCUAACAGCGCUGGAUUUUUAACGCCUUUAGGAUGGCAUGGAACGUCCUACAAUACAUGGCAUACUGCAGCUUUCACCUUUGAUGAAGGCAAGGAUCGGCCUGGGGGUAGUGCUUAGCCACGUAGGCCUUUUCCCCCAUGAUCCGAUCCAAGCCUUGAAAUCACGCAAUCACAUGGAUUUUUACUAAUAGUGUUACAUCGGAACUUUGUUCCGAUGUGAACACUAUUGUACCGCCACGUAGGGGUUAAUAUCUGGUACUUUCAUAACAUUUCUUUAAAGUCAUAAUAUCAUUAUCAAAUAGAUACACUGGAUCAGCAAUUUACUUUUCUGUAAAGUAGCUUAUAAUCAAUUUGACCACAAAUGAAUUCACUGUAACUUAAAGAAAAACAAAAACGGACACUUGUAUUAUAAAACAUUUUAAAACAG